This is a messenger RNA of Phyllotreta striolata, 498 nucleotides long. Lineage: Eukaryota; Metazoa; Arthropoda; Insecta; Coleoptera; Chrysomelidae. The record is from the annotation of a GenBank genome assembly.
AUGAGUUCCGAAACGAUCGUCAUUAAAAAACACGGCGUAGAUCGUACGAUGAAGUCGCCGAAUACGGAUAGCACGAAAUCCAAACUCCUCAUUUCCACGCUUUGGAUUUUCUCGUCGUUGUAUUCAUCGGCCAAGAUAGACUUCAACGCGAACAUAACGGGCAUAUCCAUAGGAUUCAAUUUACAGGACGUCAUCUUGGUGGCGCUCACUGCUUGGAUGCUGCAUAAAGGUGUAACGACCAGAACCAUCGCUUUGAUAUUCCCGUGGGUAUCGGCCACCGCUUACAGCCUGUACUACAAUCACUACAAGAGUCUUAUGAAGAUGACGAGGAUUUUGAAGCACGUUAAAAACACCACGGCGCUGCCUUGGAUAGCGCUGUUUGCGACAACAGUAGGAAUAGUGUUAAGGGUCGUUUUGGUGUUGAGAAUAUUGCAGCUGUCAGCGAAUUUGUGGUACAGGAAAAGAUUGGAGAAAGAGUUGUACAAUCCCGUCAAUUAA